Messenger RNA from Volvox carteri f. nagariensis, 1489 nucleotides. RefSeq lists its product as uncharacterized. The record is from RefSeq and is a predicted model, not a curated record. Gene Ontology annotation, biological process: protein targeting to ER. Lineage: Eukaryota; Viridiplantae; Chlorophyta; Chlorophyceae; Chlamydomonadales; Volvocaceae. The transcript has 5 exons. Gene Ontology annotation, cellular component: signal peptidase complex; membrane. Bases 156 to 752 code for a protein of 198 amino acids.
AGUUAGUACAGAUCCUCCUAGGUAAACGCCUACGCGCAAAGUGAACUUUUAGAUAGCUCUGCGGAAUCACUCGCAAUUGCAAAUUACGAUACCACAGACCAAGGUCUUCGUUUCAGUUGUUUUUGACAUAUUGCAUAUUGAAUAUUAACAGAAAUAUGGGGCGGAGUAAAAAGCCGGAGCCGGUGAAGCCCAUAGCGCCUGAGCCGGCUCGUGAACCGAUCAGGUUAACAAACCUAUACGACGCAGGAAUCUUGAAGGGAACCCUUGAUGAGUUUGCAAGAGAGGUUAUCCUUGACUAUGGGCACCAAGAGGACGUUAUGAUCAACAACGUUAAGAUCGGCCUUGGAAUUGCAGCAAUGGCCAUAGCAGCAUUCUCUCACUUCGGGCCAGGGAAAUUCCCGGCCAACUGGUGGAUGGUCUUCGGCUGUGUCGUGUCGUACAUCCUGCUGACCUUUGUGAUGAACAUCUACAGCUGGAAAAUGGAGGGAGAUGCAUUUCUCGUGACGAAGCCGUUCCGCAAUGGAAAGGGCCUGCGGUUAUCGUCCCGCAUGGGCCGUUUCUCAAACGAGUACACGCUGGUGCUUACGGGCCGGGAGGACCCGGACAUUGAGGUGAUGUCCACCGUGCGCAUAUCCAGCUUCUUCCACGAGGAUGGGUACCUGGCAGAAUCCGCUUGGCGAGCCGAGGUGGAGAAGCUGUGGCAGGCCUUUGAGCAGAAGCGAGGCGAGAAGGUGGCGAAGAAGAAAGACUGACUGAGGCUGCCGCUCAGCAGCUGCACGAACGUUGCAGUCUCCUGUUAGGCGGCGGCCUGGUGCUGGAUCGCCUGCUAAGCAUUCGCUCUUCAAUCGAAGAACGUUAUGACAAUAUUGACAUAGGGUUUGAAUUUAUACUGCUGGGGGCUGCGAGUGCAGUGAGAGGUCUUACCCGGCAAGUGGAAUGGCGUGACUUCCUAACCUGGCCUCAGCUGACGUCUCUGCUAAGUGUUCCGUUUUCGACGCAACAGCAGAGAUUGCCAUGUGGUUAUAGAACUGGGCUUGGAUGAACAGUGGCGUGUUGCUCGCAUGGUCUUUACCCUGCUCAUUGCAUGGUGGCCCCUCGUACGGGAAGGAGCCUGCGGACUUGUAGGAUUUUGCAGGCAAGGGCCAAUUGUGCUCUUCCUGGCAAUUCGGUAGAUUCUUGCGGGGCCUGCACGCAUUGCAUCUGUAUCCUCAUGCACUAAGGUGUCCUGAUAGGUGUCCUGAUAGGACGUUUUAGACAUUUUUAUGGCGGUUUCGAUGGACGGUCAGGUGGCCAAGGUAUGAAGAGCUAGUUGGCCUUGCUUGCACCGUUCCUUAAUAAUGCUUUCGGCGAUAGUGAGCACCCUGAUUGCUGGUGCUUGAAAAUCCUUAUCCUGAGCGCCACCAGGUACAGCGAUGGCCUCGCGCGCCUAUCCUGACUGGCCGAUCCUGGGUCCCCAUGGACUUCACACUGCUUAAAUUUAUCCAGUUCG